Messenger RNA from Cladophialophora yegresii CBS 114405, 1008 nucleotides. RefSeq lists its product as uncharacterized. Gene Ontology annotation, cellular component: nucleolus; U12-type spliceosomal complex. Gene Ontology annotation, molecular function: RNA binding. Bases 1 to 1008 code for a protein of 335 amino acids. NCBI's taxonomy places the organism in Eukaryota, Fungi, Ascomycota, Eurotiomycetes, Chaetothyriales, Herpotrichiellaceae. The record is from RefSeq and is a predicted model, not a curated record. The transcript has 2 exons. Gene Ontology annotation, biological process: positive regulation of mRNA splicing, via spliceosome.
AUGUCCGGUGCAAGGCAUUGGGAACAGGACAAGGACUCGACCAUCUACAUUGGCAACCUCGACGAACGUGUUACAGAUGCUCUAGUCUGGGAACUCUUUUUGCAAGCUGGGCGCAUUGCUAAUGUCCACUUGCCCAAGGACAGAGUCACCCAAUCGCAUCAAGGCUAUGGCUUUGUGGAAUUUAACUCAGAAGAAGAUGCAGAGUACGCCGCACGAAUCAUGAAUCAAGUGAGACUGUACGGCAAACCUAUCCGAGUCAACAAAGCAAGUGCCGACAAACAAAAGUCGGUCGAAGUCGGUGCAGAGUUGUUUGUUGGCAACUUGGAUUCUAUGGUCGACGAGAGAAUGCUGUACGACACCUUUGGCCGAUUUGGCACUCUGGUAGCUGCCCCGAAGAUCGCUCGUGAUGAGAACAACCUAUCCAAAGGCUAUGGUUUUGUCUCAUUUGCCAACUUCGAGUCUUCAGACGAUGCUAUUGCCAACAUGAACGGCCAAUACCUCAUGAACAAGGAGGUUUCUGUGCAGUACGCCUACAAGAAGGAUGGCAAGGGCGAACGACACGGGGACCAGGCCGAGAGGAUGCUUGCUGCUCAGGCAAAGGCUCAUGGCGUUCAACCGACUCCUGCUACAAUUCCUAUGGGUGGACCAGUCUUUGGUGGCAUGCCUCAAACUCCUGUACCUCCUGCUGGUUUCGGUCCCCCGAAUGGAAACUAUCAAGCCGUGCCUCCUCCCGCGCAAGCACGGCCACCCCCUCCACCUAGCGCACCACUAGCAGCUCCACCAAGUGGCCUUCCGGCCAGACCACCUCCAAGCCAGGCUGGUUAUGGCGGACCGCAAGGCUUCAUGCCACCAGGAUUCAAUCAAGUACCUGCCGGUUUUCCACAACCAAAUGUUUUGCCAGCUGGGUUUGCUCCUCCUCCAGGAUUCGGUGGUCCACAGGCUGGUACCAUCCCGUCGGCGCCGGUCGUGCCCCCUGGCGGGUUCUCUGGGUACGGUAUUCGUAAAUAG